Molecule: messenger RNA, 1136 nt
Organism: Eruca vesicaria subsp. sativa (arugula)
Lineage: Eukaryota; Viridiplantae; Streptophyta; Magnoliopsida; Brassicales; Brassicaceae
Source: the annotation of a GenBank genome assembly
GCCCUUGUCUACCGGCGAGAAUUGAAGACGCUUCCAGAGAGAUCGUUUCUCCGUUAAACCCUAGAAGAGAUAACAGAUACGUCACAACAUGGCUUUCUUAAGUAAAGUUGGAAGGAUAUUUAGGCAGACUAGCACUCAUGUUAAUGUCUCUAAGUCUAUGCUACAGAGCAUCCGUUGCAUGUCUUCUUCAAAAAUCUUUGUUGGAGGUAUCUCCUACAGCACUGAUGAGUUUGGCUUAAGAGAAGCUUUUAGCAAAUAUGGAGAAGUUGUUGAUGCGAAAAUUAUUGUGGACCGUGAAACUGGUAGAUCAAGGGGUUUUGCUUUCGUAACGUUUACUUCUACGGAGGAGGCUAGUAAUGCCAUGCAACUGGAUGGACAGGACCUUCAUGGUCGAAGAAUUAGAGUGAACUACGCUACUGAAAGAGGAAGUGGAUUUGGAGGAAGGGGGUUCGGUGGUCCAGGUGGGGGUUAUGGAGCUCCAGGUGGUGGUUACGGUGCUCCGGGUGGUGGUUAUGGAGGAGGCGGAGCUGGUGGGUAUGGUGCUCCAGCUGGUGGUUACGGAGGUGGCUCUUAUGGAGGAAAUGCAGGUGGUGGUGGUUAUGGAGGUAACGCUCCUUAUGGUGGCAACGCCGUUGGUGGUGGUGAUGGUUAUGGAAGCAACUUUGGGGGAGGAUAUGGUGUCGCUGGUGGUGUUGGUGGAAGUGACAACUUUUCCCAAGGCAGUUCUUCUGGUGCUGGUUUUGAUGACAAGUUUAGCAGCAACGAACCACUAGGCAAUGAUACGGAUCAUCAGCUUGAAAGCGCUGGCGUUGACAAUCAGUUUGGUGGCAGUGACAACCAGUUUGGUGACUCGGAGAACAGUCAAACAGAGGUUGGUCCAGACGGGUUUGAUCAGACUGAUGACGGUGAUGUUGCCAAGAGAGCUUAAUUUCUACAAUGCUGGUGCCGCCUAUGUUCUUCUCUUGGGCUUCUUGAAACUUUUAUUUGCAGUUUCUUAAUUUAUGUUUUUAACGUUUGGGGUUGUUUUAUCAUCUAGAGACCUCUAUUGUUGGUUGUUUCUAAUGUUUUUGACAUUUGAGGCUCAUAAAUAAUAAUUUUAAAACUUAUAACAGACUCUUAUUCUAUUUGAGAUUUUC